AAACUCACACAGACGCUCCGCUUGUGCCUAAACCUGGGCAUUCAUGAGGUGACUGUAUAUGCAUUCAGCAUUGAGAACUUCAAGCGCUCCAAAGAGGAGGUGGAUGGUCUGAUGGAGCUGGCAAGACAGAAGUUCAGCCGCCUGCUGACAGAGCAGGAGAAUCUUGAGAAGCAUGGUGUAUGUAUUCGUGUGCUGGGAGAUCUGACGCUUCUGCCUACAGAUCUGCAGCAGCUUAUUGCCAAAGCUGUGGUGGCAACUAAAGCACACAACAAGUGUUUUCUGAACGUGUGCUUUGCAUAUACCUCAAGACAUGAAAUCGCAAAUGCAGUGAAGGAAAUGGCAUGGGGAGUGGAGCAGGGCCUGAUAAAACCCAGUGAUGUGUCUGAGGUGCUCCUCAGUGAGUGUCUGUAUAGCAGUAAUUCUCCAAACCCCGAUCUGCUCAUCCGUACGUCUGGAGAAGUGCGCCUUAGUGAUUUCCUACUGUGGCAGACCUCAUAUUCCUGUCUAGUGUUCCAGUCGGUCCUGUGGCCGGAAUAUUCAUUCUGGAAUCUAUGUGAAGCUGUUUUGCAGUACCAGCUGAGUUAUCGAUCUCUCCAGAAAGCUGGAGAUCUGCACAGAGAAGGCCAAGCGCUCCAGCAGAUGGAAGCGGAUCGCACCUGUGUGGCUGAGCUCCUGCAGCAUCGUGGGAAUGGAAAGCCCAUGGAUGCCCAGAGUCGACAGAAAGAACUGUUGAACUACACCGCCAGCCGAGAGGAGAGGGUUCACUGCUUUCUCAACGCCCUCCAGCACAAGAGAGACACUGUCUUCAGUGAUUUAAGCAGCCAGGCUGUCUUGGCUUAGCUUUGAACUUUUUUUUUUAAUUUACUGAUCUGUAAAUACUUUAGAUCUGGAAGGAUGUUUCACCCCGUUUUAUGGGGCAGUGGAUAUGUAUGCUUGAUAUCGAAAUAGAAAUUAUCUUAAAUGUUCAAAUAAAUUCAGUUUGAUUGAC
Sinocyclocheilus rhinocerous is the source of this 988-nucleotide messenger RNA. Its product is annotated as dehydrodolichyl diphosphate syntase complex subunit DHDDS-like. Gene Ontology annotation, cellular component: endoplasmic reticulum; dehydrodolichyl diphosphate synthase complex. Gene Ontology annotation, biological process: polyprenol biosynthetic process. The annotation marks the transcript as partial. The transcript has 6 exons. NCBI's taxonomy places the organism in Eukaryota, Metazoa, Chordata, Actinopteri, Cypriniformes, Cyprinidae. The record is from RefSeq and is a predicted model, not a curated record. Gene Ontology annotation, molecular function: ditrans,polycis-polyprenyl diphosphate synthase [(2E,6E)-farnesyl diphosphate specific] activity.